ACUUGUUGACGAUAAGGUUCUGUUUCUCCAGGUGAAAAUAUAUGCUCCAGUUUGCGAGAGCGGACGACAUAGUCGCCUUUAUAUCAGAACUUGCACUUGUCGCAUGCUUUUCAGAUAAAAAUUGCGAGGGGUCCCUCAUUAUGUCUCGCAGAAAAGUGGAUCUCAUCGUCAAAUUUGGUGGGAGCGCAAUUACGAACAAGAAUCAAUUAGAAGUUCUCAAACAAGCUGAACUCGACAAGGCUGCCAUAUUGAUUGAAGAGUGUAUCCAGAAGAACAUGACCUGUGUAGUUGUGCACGGAGCUGGAUCCUUUGGCCACCAUCAAGCGAAGCAGCACAGCGUCAACUCCGGCUUCCUUCAUCUGGAGGCUGCAGCAGCACAUGCUGCAAGAAUAGGCUUCUGUCAAACACACACAUCAGUUGCUAAGUUGAAUAGUCUUGUGGUCAAUAGCCUGAUACAACACAAUGUUGCAGCAGUUCCCUGCUCGCCAUGCAGUUCAUGGGUGACGAGAAAUAAGGAGGUGAUUUCUUCAGGCCUGGACACACUGAGUCAUCUGCUGGACGCAGGGUUCGUUCCGGUGAUCCACGGAGACACUGUCCGAGACACCAACAUCGGCGGAUGCAUCCUCAGCGGAGAUACCAUUAUCAAGACUUUGUGUGAAGAGUUCACCGUCCACCAUGUUGUGUUCCUCACUGAUGUAGACGGCAUCUAUGACCGACCUCCAGACCAGACAGGAGCUGUUUUACUGCCAUGUAUUGGGGUAAAUAAACAUAGACCUCUCGCGAUUGGUACAUCUUCAUCUGACGUCACUGAUGGCGUGAUACGGACGUGUCCUGAAGAAAGGGAUGGACAGACAACAAUAUCAACAUCUGCGUCUCCGUACGACGUUACUGGAGGCGUCCAGCUGAAGAUUGAGACUGCACGGGAUAUUGUUGUGACAACACAGGGGGAAACCAAAGUUCAUGUGUGCAAGAUUGGUUCGGACUCAUCUCACGCGCUGUGUCUGGGGCAUGAUGGGGCAUCAUUCACAGGAACAGAAAUAGUGCUCUGAAGAUGAUGAUAGUUCACGAACCACAAGUCACCUCCGAUGUGAGAAUAAGUCUCAAUAAAUUGUCAACUUGGGGACUUAACAUUUGAUAUUCUGGAGA
This is a messenger RNA of Haliotis rufescens (red abalone), 1146 nucleotides long. RefSeq names its product isopentenyl phosphate kinase-like. The record is from RefSeq and is a predicted model, not a curated record. Bases 42 to 1049 code for a protein of 335 amino acids. Lineage: Eukaryota; Metazoa; Mollusca; Gastropoda; Lepetellida; Haliotidae. The transcript has 7 exons. Gene Ontology annotation, cellular component: cytosol. Gene Ontology annotation, molecular function: kinase activity.